AUGAUAUUCACAUCAAAACAGCAUUUGUUUCAACACUUGGAUCAACACAUGAAUGAUCUCGACUUCGGAUCAGAUGUCAAACAAGAACCCGAAGAUUACUGUGUGGAACCGAUGGAUACAGAAAUGCAAACACAAGUGAACACCACUUCAAAGCCAUCGACAUCUCAAUCAUCACAAGAGAUGGCAAACAAUGACAUGAAUGAUGAAAGUAGUGAAGACUCGAUGGAAAUGACAUCAAUUGAAUCGAUGUCUCAAUUAUUGGCUAUAAAUCAGUCCGAAAGAAAGAAAUGCUUUGAUUUGAAUACAAAUGCAUUCAUUUGUCCCAUAAAUGAGUGUCACAAGAGUUUCCAAACUGACCGCAACUUUGCGAUGCAUUUAUAUAGAAAUCACGCCUCAAGACAAUACACGUGCACUCAUGAGGGCUGUGGUAAAGCCUAUAAAACAAAGGAUGGUUUAGAAAAACAUCUAUUGGUUCACAAAAAUAUCAAAUCAUUUCAUUGUCCACACAAUGGCUGUCAAUAUAACGGCAUUAGUGAUUACAAUUUGAAACUACAUCUGAAGAGACACUCAACGGAUAAUGUCUUGAGAUGUGAUAUGACAUUCUUGUCGAAGAAUGAGUUGAAUGUCCACCGCUUGACACACGGGUCCGGACCGGCCAUUAAGUGUGAGACCAAAGGCUGUAAUGAAAUGUUUUAUACGUUUUCCCAACGCCUGAGACAUCGGGUGUCGGUUCACAACCGACGGACGUAUAGCUAUCGCAGAGAAAAACAAUGGUUUGAAUGGAAGGGGAAAACAAAGACACAAGAAGUGAUCCAAACAAUGGGUGACAAUAAUGAAGGAGUAAAUGAAGACAUGUUUGACAACAACAGCAAACGCGUGGAAACCAGACUUAUUGCCGCCAAACCCCAGAGCCUGGCGUUGAAGUGUGGGAUGACAUUCAUGUCGAAGAAUGAGUUGAAUGUCCACCGCUUGACACACGGGUCCGGACCGGCCAUUAAGUGUGAGACCAAAGGCUGUAAUGAUAUGUUUCAUACGUUUUCCCAACGCCUGAGACAUCGGGUGUCGGUUCACAACCGACGGACGCAUAGCUAUCGCAGAGGAAAACAAUGGUUUGAAUGGAAGGGGAAAACAGAGACACAAAAAGUGAUGCAAUCAAUGGAUGACAACAAUGAAGGAGUAAAUGAAGACAUGUUUGACAACAACAGCAGUAAACCCGUGGAAACCAGACUUAUUGCCGCCAAACCCCAGAGCCUGGCGUUGAAGUGUGGGGUCACUGACUGUCAGAUGAUAUUUGAAUCAAAAGAGGAUUUGUAUAAACAUUUAGAUAAACACAUGAAUGAUCUCGACUUGGGAUCAGAUGUCAAACAAGAACCCGAAGAUAAUUGUGUGGAACAGAUGGAUACAGAAAUGCAGACACAAGUGAACAGCACUUCAAAGCCAUCGACUUCUCAAUCAUCACAAGAGAUGGUCAACAAAGACAUGAGUGGAAAGACACCACUAAAUAGAGCCCUAAGAUUUGAAUGCUUUGAUAUGACUCUCAAAGCAUACAUUUGUCCCAUAAAUGAGUGCCACAAGAGUUUCAAAAACGACAGUAGCUUUGCGGGCCAUUUGCGGACAACUCAUACAACAAAACAGCACACGUGUACUUACGAGGGCUGUGGUAAAGCAUUUCACACAACGCGUGAUUUACAUAGACAUGAAUUGGUUCACACAAAUGUCAAAUUAUUUCAUUGUUCACACAAUGGCUGCAAAUUUAACUGUAAUUCUAAUGAAUGGUUUCGAAGACAUCUGAAGACACACUUCCCUACUGAAGGAUUUAAGUGCGAGUCCGACGGCUGUGACCAUACGUUUCGUACGGCAAUGCAAUUGAAUAGACAUCGAUUAGAAGCUCACAAACUGCUGGCAAAACAUGGCUUAAAACGCUGUCAAUGGCGCGGAUGUGAGUACGUGGGAAGAGAUAUGAAGUGUCACACGCGGAGACACACCGGCGAGAGACCCUACCGGUGCUUAUGGCCCGCAUGUGGUAAACGCUUCAUCUCUAACACAAACCUCAGAUUACAUAUGAAAAUUCACAACAAUACUAAACCGUUUGCGUGUGAGUGGCCUGAAUGUGGCCAACGGUUUGUCACUAAAGGACAACAUAAUAUUCACAUGAAUAACCACAACAACGUGAGGCCGUACGCGUGCGAUUGGCCAGGGUGCGGCAAACGCUUUUUAGCAAGUUCACCUCUUAAAUAUCACAUGAAUGUUCACAAUAACGUGAAGCCAUACGCGUGUGAUUGGCCCGCAUGUGAGUACCGGACCGCGUAUUACCCGAGUAUUCAUGAACAUAGAAAACAAGUCCACAAAAUGUCUGGACACAAAUGGGUCGACAACGGGACGAUAAAAUACCCGUGCGAUUGGCCUGAAUGUGGGAAACAGUUUACUCAUAAGCAAACACUCCGGUAUCACAUGAAUGUCCACCAAAAUGUUAAGCCCUAUGCGUGCGAUUGGCCCGAAUGUGAGUACAGGUCAGCCCAUCGGUCCUAUCUUUAUACCCAUAUAAAGCAUGUGCACACCGGCGGCGCCCAUAAAAAUAAAAAACUGUUCGCGUGUUUAUGGCCUGAAUGUGGUAAACAAUUUAGUCAUAAACCGACGCUCACUGACCACAUGAAUGUCCACAACAACGUCAAGCCGUAUGCCUGCGAUUGGCCUGAAUCGGUCACGGACCCAGUGCACCGGUUGGUCGGGUGGGGUCAAUGGCGAAGAAUGACCUGA
Molecule: messenger RNA, 2757 nt
Organism: Medioppia subpectinata
Lineage: Eukaryota; Metazoa; Arthropoda; Arachnida; Sarcoptiformes; Oppiidae
Source: the annotation of a GenBank genome assembly